AUGAACAUCCCUGCAUUCCUUUAUUUCUUCAAUUUGCUAUGGGCUUCACCUAGUGUCGUUCUUUCGCGAGGUGUCGAUCGCCAUAACGUGGCCCAGUUCAAAGUCAAUUCUUUGCCGGGAAUAUCGUCCUUGCCGUCGAGCUGGGCUGGUCGACUGCCUGUUCCGGGGGCAAAAAAAGGCAACGAGAUCUUCUUCUGGCUAUUUGAAUCAGAAAAGCCAGCAUAUGAUGAUAAUCUUAUCAUUUGGUUCAACGGCGGUCCGGGUUGCUCUUCAUUGAUAGGGCUAGCAACAGGCAAUGGCCCGUUUUCGUUCGAUGGGAACUCUACAAACCUCGUUCGCAAUCCUCAUUCAUGGACACAACUGGGCAAUGUGCUUUAUGUUGAUCAGCCCGUCGGUACAGGCCUGUCCACGGCAAGCGAUCCAUAUCCAGUGCGGGACAAUGGCCAGGUUACAACGGAUUUUGCAUCCUGGCUAGUUGGCUUUCUCGACCAUUUUCCACAUUUGAAAUCAAAGCAGAUUCAUUUGAUGGGCGAGUCCUAUGCUGGCAUUUACAUUCCCUACAUCGCAUCCCAACUUGUCAAGAACAGUUCUGUGCCAUUGAACAUUGCUUCCAUGUCUCUGGGCGAUGGCUCAUGGGGAAAUGGGGCAGCUAUGUCAUCGGUCGCUACAGGUAGAUAUAUCAGGUCAAAGUCAGCGCUGCUUGAUAUUCCAGAAGACAUUCUCUCCGUCUUUGCCGAAGCCGACGAAACCUGUGGGUUCAACGGCGUACUGGCAGAGUCUGCCGUCUACCCUCCCAAGGGCAAGUUUGUCAUUCCUGGGAAUCCAGAGUUCUUCAAUCUCAAACGUCGACGCCGAGACUUGACAAACGCCCUGAAUGCUGCAUGCGACAUAGGACCAACAACCCCAGAAGAAGUCCGAACCUCAAUCUUCAACUCGACGUGUUACGGCCCCUGUGCAACCUUCUCCACGGCAAUGGAUUACAUGACGACCAAAUCCGCCAAUAGCUCAACUCAUGGUUGCUACGACGUAUACGACAUAUCUCACGAUUGCAGUUCCAUCUCCGCAUUGCCAUUGCUGGCAGGAUAUUUCAGUCGUGCAGAUGUCCAGGCCGCCCUGCACGCCCCCAAUAGUGGGCCUUACAGCGCCUGCAACUCGACUAUCCUGGGCACUCUCCUUGCCGCAGAGUCUCCUGUGCCACCGGCGUAUUUCAUCUUACCAAACCUGGUUACAGAACACAACAUCUCACUCCACCUCUUCUCUGGUGAAUGGGAUAUGUUGAUCAAUCAUCUUGGCUCAGAGCUGUCGCUGCAGAACAUGACGUGGCGUGGCGCACAGGGCUUUUCGAAACCACCAAAUCAGUUGUUCUAUGCAGAUAAUGCAGCACCCUCAGUGACUAAGAAUUCCAAACCUGCGCCUGCUACAACUCUUGCAGCUGCUACUGCCACGUUGAAGGCGGCUGGAACAUGGGCUGAGGAACGUGGAGUAUCUUACCAUCUUUUCCGUGAAGCAGGACACAGUACUUUUGUGAAUAAGCCUCGUGAGAUGUUUUCUUACGUCAGAGACGUGGUCGUGGCUCCUAGAGCUGGUUGA
Molecule: messenger RNA, 1590 nt
Organism: Penicillium salamii
Lineage: Eukaryota; Fungi; Ascomycota; Eurotiomycetes; Eurotiales; Aspergillaceae
Source: the annotation of a GenBank genome assembly